AGAGGUGGGAACUGGAGGUUCCGAAAGACCCUCCUCCCCAGAACCCCCUUUUGGAUCCAUUUCUAGGUAUUGUCCCCUGCCACCCUGCAUGCCGUGUGCCCUCCUGAACUGCCUGGGCAAUAGAAUCGAAACCCAGACAGGAAACCCAGAAACCCAAGGAGGAGGAACUGGAGCCUGCUGACUCACUCACUUCCCCUCCGUGUGCGGAGCGCCUGAACAGCCCCUGUGGACCCAACUGUGCCCCCCACAUGGUGCUGGGCGCGGGGCCCACAACACAGGCUUCCUCAGAGCAACAAACUGGUGCUGGGGGCCCCGCCCCGCAUCCCUGCUGGUCACCUUCUUGAUGCCUGGUUGCUCCUUCUAUGCCCUGGACAUGCAUCUUCUGCCAAGGGGCUGAGGCUCCCCGCCCCGUGAUGCACGUCCCUGCAGGACCUGAGAGCCUGGGCCUCAGGCCCCAGCCCACCAUGCCACUGCCACGUCUGAGCCCGCCAGUGCCGCCGCUCCUGCUGCUCCUGCUGCUCCUGCUGCUCCUGCUGCUGGGGGGCGCUCCUGGGGCGGGCGGGGGUCCGCAGCCCGCCUUCCGCACCUUCACAGCCAACGACUGGGCCCUCACUCAUCUGGUGGUCCACGAGCAGACGGGCGAGGUAUAUGUGGGCGCCGUGAACCGCAUCUAUAAGCUGUCGGGGAACCUGACGCUGCUGCGGGCGCACGUGACAGGCCCCGUGGAGGACAACGAGAAGUGCUACCCACCACCCAGCGUGCAGUCCUGCCCGCACGGCCUGGGCAGCACCGACAACGUCAACAAGCUGCUGCUGCUGGACCAGGCUGCCAACCGCCUGCUGGCCUGUGGCAGCGCCUCACAGGGCAUCUGCCAGUUCCUGCGGCUGGAUGACCUCUUCAAGCUGGGCGAGCCCCACCACCGCAAGGAGCACUACCUGUCGGGCGUGCGCGAGGCGGGCAGCAUGGCGGGGGUGCUGAUCGCCGGGCCCCCUGGCCAAGCACAGGCCAAGCUCUUCGUGGGCACGCCCAUCGACGGCAAGUCGGAGUACUUCCCCACGCUGUCCAGCCGUCGGCUCAUGGCCAAUGAAGAGGACGCCGACAUGUUCGGCUUCGUGUACCAGGACGAGUUCGUGUCCUCGCAGCUCAAGAUCCCCUCGGACACGCUGUCCAAGUUCCCAGCCUUCGACAUCUACUAUGUGUACAGCUUCCGCAGCGAGCACUUCGUCUACUACCUCACCUUGCAGCUGGACACGCAGCUGACCUCGCCCGACGCCGCCGGUGAGCACUUCUUCACGUCCAAGAUCGUGCGGCUGUGCGUGGACGACCCCAAGUUCUACUCCUACGUCGAGUUCCCCAUCGGCUGCGAGCAGGCAGGGGUGGAGUACCGCCUGGUGCAGGACGCCUACCUGAGCCGGCCCGGCCGCGCCCUGGCCCACCAGCUGGGCCUGGCCGAGGACGAGGACGUGCUGUUCACCGUGUUCGCCCAGGGCCAGAAGAACCGCGUGAAGCCGCCCCGGGAGUCUGUGCUGUGCCUGUUCACGCUCAGGGCCGUCAAGGAGAAGAUCAAGGAGCGCAUCCAGUCCUGCUACCGCGGGGAGGGCAAGCUCUCGCUGCCCUGGCUGCUCAACAAGGAGCUGGGCUGCAUCAACUCGCCCCUGCAGAUCGACGAUGACUUCUGCGGGCAGGACUUCAACCAGCCGCUGGGCGGCACGGUCACCAUCGAGGGGACGCCGCUGUUCGUGGACAAGGAUGACGGCCUGACCGCUGUGGCCGCCUACGACUACCGGGGCCGCACCGUGGUGUUCGUAGGCACACGCAGUGGCCACAUCCGCAAGAUCCUGGUGGACCUGGCGAACCCCGGCGGCCGGCCGGCCCUGGCCUACGAGAGUGUGGUGGCCCAAGAGGGCAGCCCCAUCCUGCGUGACCUGGUCCUCAGCCCUGACCACCAGUACCUGUAUGCCAUGACUGAAAAGCAGGUAACGCGGGUGCCCGUGGAGAGCUGCGUGCAGUACCCGUCAUGUGAGCUGUGCCUGGGGUCACGGGACCCCCACUGCGGCUGGUGUGUCCUGCACAGCAUCUGCUCACGUCAGGACGCCUGCGAGCGGGCGGAUGAGCCCCAGCGCUUCGCCUCGGACCUGCUGCAGUGCGUGCAGCUGACCGUGCAGCCACGCAACGUGUCGGUCACCAUGUCUCGGGUUCCGCUGGUGCUGCAGGCCUGGAACGUGCCCGACCUCUCGGCCGGAGUCAACUGCUCCUUCGAGGACUUCACCGAGUCCGAGAGCGUCCUGGAGGACGGCCGGAUCCACUGCCACUCACCCUCCGCGCAGGAGGUGGCGCCGAUCACGCGGGGCCAGGGAGACCAGCGGGUAGUCAAGCUCUACCUGAAGUCCAAGGAGACUGGCAAGAAGUUUGCAUCCGUGGACUUCGUCUUCUACAACUGCAGUGUCCACCAGUCCUGCCUGUCCUGCGUCAAUGGCUCCUUCCCCUGCCACUGGUGCAAGUACCGCCACGUGUGCACGCACAAUGCUGCCGACUGUGCCUUCUUGGAGGGCCGGGUCAACGUGUCGGAGGACUGCCCCCAGAUCCUGCCCUCCACCCAGAUCUACGUGCCAGUGGGCGUGGUGAAGCCCAUCACCCUGGCCGCCCGGAACCUGCCGCAGCCACAAUCGGGCCAGCGUGGGUACGAGUGCCUCUUCCACAUCCCAGGGAGCCCGGCCCGCGUCACUGCCCUGCGCUUCAACAGCUCCAGCCUGCAGUGCCAGAACUCCUCGUACUCCUAUGAGGGCAAUGACGUCAGCGACCUGCCCGUGAACCUGUCCGUGGUGUGGAACGGCCACUUCGUCAUCGACAACCCGCAGAACAUCCAGGCCCACCUGUACAAGUGCCCAGCCCUGCGCGAGAGCUGCGGCCUGUGCCUCAAGGCCGACCCCCGCUUCGAGUGCGGCUGGUGCGUGGCCGAGCGCCGCUGCUCCCUGCGCCCCCACUGCCCCGCGGACUCGCCCACUGCCUGGAUGCACGCCCGCCACGGCAGCAGCCGCUGCGCGGACCCCAAGAUCCUGAAGCUGUCCCCCGAGACGGGCCCGCGGCAGGGGGGCACGCGCCUCACCAUCACGGGCGAGAACCUGGGGCUGCGCUUCGAGGACGUGCGGCUGGGGGUGCGCGUGGGCAAGGUGCUGUGCAGCCCGGUGGAGAGCGAGUACAUCAGUGCGGAGCAGAUCGUCUGCGAGAUCGGGGACGCCAGCACCGUUCGGGCCCACGAUGCCCUGGUGGAGGUGUGCGUCCGGGACUGUUCCCCCCACUACCGGGCCCUGUCGCCCAAGCGCUUCACCUUUGUGACUCCAACCUUCUACCGUGUGAGCCCUGCCCGCGGGCCCCUUUCAGGGGGCACCUGGAUUGGCAUCGAAGGCAGCCAUCUGAACGCAGGCAGCGACGUGGCGGUGUCUGUUGGCGGCCGGCCCUGCUCCUUCUCCUGGAGGAACUCCCGGGAGAUCCGGUGCCUGACGCCACCCGGACAGAGCCCCGGCAGUGCCUCUAUCAUCAUCAACAUCAACCGUGCUCAGCUCACCAACCCCGAGGUCAAGUACAACUACACCGAGGACCCCACCAUCCUGAGGAUUGACCCUGAGUGGAGCAUCAACAGUGGAGGGACGCUCCUAACAGUCACAGGCACCAACCUGGCCACUGUCCGCGAACCUCGCAUCCGGGCCAAGUACGGAGGCGUCGAGAGAGAGAACAGCUGCCUGGUGUACAACGACACCACCAUGGUGUGCCGGGCCCCGUCAGUGGACAACCCCACCCGCAGCCCGCCCGAGCUGGGGGAGCGGCCAGACGAGCUGGGCUUUGUCAUGGACGACGUGCGGGCCCUGCUUGUGCUCAACGCCUCCUCCUUCCUCUACUACCCGGACCCCGUACUGGAGCCACUCAGCCCCACUGGCCUCCUGGAGCUGAAGCCCAGUUCCCCCCUCAUCCUCAAGGGCCGCAACCUCCUGCCGCCAGCGCCUGGCAACUCUCGGCUCAACUACACGGUGCUCAUUGGCUCCACGCCCUGCGCCCUCACCGUGUCGGAGACGCAGCUGCUCUGCGAGUCGCCCAACCUCACCGGGCAGCACAAGGUCACGGUUCGGGCUGGCGGCUUUGAGUUCUCACCGGGGGUGCUGCAGGUGUACUCGGACAGCCUGCUGACGCUGCCUGCCAUCGUGGGCAUCGGUGGGGGCGGAGGCCUCCUGCUGCUGGUCAUCGUGGCUGUGCUCAUCGCCUACAAGCGCAAGUCCCGGGAUGCCGACCGCACCCUCAAGCGCCUGCAGCUCCAGAUGGACAACCUAGAGUCCCGCGUGGCCCUCGAGUGCAAGGAAGCCUUUGCAGAGCUGCAGACGGACAUCCACGAGCUGACCAAUGACCUGGAUGGUGCUGGCAUUCCAUUCCUGGACUACCGGACGUAUGCCAUGCGGGUGCUCUUCCCUGGGAUCGAGGACCACCCGGUGCUCAAGGAGAUGGAGGUGCAGGCCAAUGUGGAGAAGUCGCUGACACUGUUCGGGCAGCUGCUGACCAAGAAGCACUUCCUGCUGACUUUCAUCCGCACACUGGAGGCCCAGCGCAGCUUCUCCAUGCGCGACCGCGGGAACGUGGCCUCCCUCAUCAUGACGGCCCUGCAGGGCGAGAUGGAGUACGCCACAGGCGUGCUCAAGCAGCUGCUGUCUGACCUCAUCGACAAGAACCUGGAGAGCAAGAACCACCCGAAGCUGCUGCUGCGGCGGACUGAGUCAGUGGCAGAGAAGAUGCUGACCAACUGGUUCACCUUCCUUCUGUACAAAUUCCUCAAGGAGUGCGCUGGGGAGCCGCUCUUCCUGCUGUACUGCGCCAUCAAACAGCAGAUGGAGAAGGGCCCCAUCGACGCCAUCACGGGCGAGGCGCGCUACUCCCUGAGCGAGGACAAGCUCAUCCGGCAGCAGAUCGACUACAAGACGCUGACCCUGAACUGCGUGAACCCUGAGAACGAGAACGCGCCCGAGGUGGCAGUGAAGGGGCUGAACUGCGACACGGUGACGCAGGUCAAGGAGAAGCUGCUGGAUGCCGUGUAUAAGGGCGUGCCCUACUCCCAGCGGCCCAAGGCCGGGGACAUGGACCUGGAGUGGCGCCAGGGCCGCAUGGCCCGCAUCAUUCUGCAGGACGAGGAUGUCACCACCAAGAUCGACAACGACUGGAAAAGGCUGAACACGCUGGCCCACUACCAGGUGACAGAUGGGUCUUCUGUGGCCCUGGUGCCCAAGCAGACAUCCGCCUACAACAUCUCCAAUUCGUCCACCUUCACCAAGUCCCUCAGCAGAUACGAGAGCAUGCUCCGCACGGCCAGCAGCCCCGACAGCCUGCGCUCCCGCACGCCCAUGAUCACGCCCGACCUGGAGAGCGGCACCAAGCUGUGGCACCUGGUGAAGAACCACGACCACCUGGACCAGCGGGAGGGUGACCGUGGCAGCAAGAUGGUCUCAGAGAUCUACCUGACACGGCUGCUGGCCACCAAGGGCACACUGCAGAAGUUCGUGGACGACCUCUUUGAGACAAUCUUCAGCACAGCGCACCGGGGCUCGGCCCUGCCACUGGCCAUCAAGUACAUGUUCGACUUCCUGGACGAGCAGGCCGACCAGCACCAGAUUCACGACUCAGACGUGCGCCACACCUGGAAGAGCAACUGCCUGCCCCUGCGCUUCUGGGUGAACGUGAUCAAGAACCCGCAGUUCGUGUUCGACAUCCACAAGAGCAGCAUCACGGACGCCUGCCUGUCGGUGGUGGCCCAGACCUUCAUGGACUCGUGCUCCACGUCCGAGCACAAGCUGGGCAAGGACUCGCCCUCCAACAAGCUGCUCUACGCCAAGGACAUCCCCAACUACAAGAGCUGGGUGGAGAGGUACUACGCUGACAUUGCCAAGAUGCCCGCCAUCAGCGACCAGGACAUGAGUGCAUACCUGGCUGAGCAGUCGCGGCUGCACCUGAGCCAGUUCAACAGCAUGAGUGCCCUGCAUGAGAUCUACUCCUACAUCAUCAAGUACAAGGACGAGAUCCUGACAGCCCUGGAGAAGGACGAGCAGGCUCGGCGGCAGCGGCUCCGGAGCAAGUUGGAGCAGGUGGUGGACACCAUGGCCCUGAGCAGCUGAGCCGCCAGCCGCAACAGCCCAGCAAGCAGGAGUUGAGUGAGAGGGCCCUCGGGACAGCCUCCGUCUGGUGGCCAGAGCUGGGAGGUCCGCGGAGGCAGCCCCACCCUGGCCAGGCCGAGUGUCCUGCACUGGGGGCCAGGUGUGCUGUCCUGGUCCCCCAGCCUCCUCGUCCCCUUCCGGCCUGGCAGGGGUCCCAGUUCUUAGUUGGUGUGGGUGAGAUGGUGCCUACAGUACCUUCCCUGCCCAGAGCCACUUGCCACAGGGCUGGGGAGCCCAGGUGUGAGCAGGGUUCUGCUCGGGAUGCUAGGGUGACUGCGGAGGACUUGUGGGUUGGGCUGGAGCCCUCCAGCAGGGAGAGGCCAGUCCGUCUCCCUGAGGCCAGACUGCCGAGGCCAGGAGGGCCAAGGGCUGGGCAGGGGUCAGCUGGGCCAGGUUUCCUGGGCAGAGUCUGAGGGCUGGGGCCUGGCUGGCAGCCGGGGGAGCUGAAUACCCAGGGCCCAGCCAAGGUGAGCUGACGUGGGUCUGGGCCAUUGCCACCCCCUGUCAUGUCCGGCACCCCUACACUCGCCGCCACACCACCGCCACCAUCCUCCGAUUCACCGCGUGCUCUCCGCGGCCAAGGCUGGAGCUCCACGUUGACCUCGCCCCGAGAGAGGCCCCGGCCCCCUCCUAUGGAGGGGCUGCAGGCUGGCUCUGCGCAGGGCCCAAGUGACUUCCAGAAGGACUCGGGUCCCCUUUCUGUCCUCAGGGCUGUGCCUCUGGGAGCCAAUGGGCCUGGGGCUCCGGGUCAGGAGUGCACGUUCCCCCUUAUUUAUUCCCCUGCCCACCCUGGGCUGAGCUCCACUGGUGGAGGUCUCAGGAGCAGCCCCCCCCGCCCCGUCCCAGCUCCUUCAUCCACCUUCCAGUCUGCCUCUCAGCAGCGUGCUGGCCCCUCAGGGCGCUGGGACAUAGAGGGGACAACACUCAUGUUUUCGGGGAACAAAGGAGUCCUGCUCUGCUCGGGCAGCGGUCCAGCGGGGGCCUCGGACCACACCCACUGGCCUGGCCGGGAGCAGGAUGCAGUGACCAGGGGGCCUGGGGGUCGGCCCUGCCCACCCUGCCCUCAGCGAGCGAAAGAGAACACAUUUUUAAUUAAAAACCCUGUACAUAUAUAUACAUAUAUAUAUAUGUGGCUCUAGCCUCAGUCUCCAGCCCCAGUGGGGUCCUGCACAGUUACCUGGAGGAGGAGAAAUUUUUCAGCUAGAACAAGGAAAUGAAGGCAGAGGGAACGAUGCCAAACGGUUGCUGAGAGCGUGGCCAGAGCUUCCCUGCGUGGGGCUCCCGGGGCCUCCGCGCCUCGCCCCGCGGGUCAUCCUGUUUCCACGGACGCGGGCCGUGGACUCCUGCAUGACUGUGCUAGCGUUUAGUCUGACUUGGUCUUUUUAAAACUGCAAGUGUUGAAUACUAGAGAUUGUUAGGCCCUUUUUUCCAUGUUUUUUAAUUAAUCAGUCACUUGUGAAGGCAGUGGCCCGUCCCCUUUUCAAUUCACUUUUUCGACGGUACUGAAGAUUCCCACGGACUUUAAGGGACAGCUAACUGUGGCCGGCCCUGCGCCCACAGGCCGCCCGUCCUCCAUCCCCCCCAAGCAGCGUGAGCCGGACCAAGCACCUUGAUCAGCUUAGGAGCUGCUCCCUCGCGAGAAGGGUGGGGGUGGGGGAGAAAUCCGCCACCUUCUGACUCAGGAAGCUCCUGGAACGGGGCGGGGGGGGCAGGGGGGACAGGUUUCCCUGGGCCCCGUGGGCACUGAGCAGGGCUUGGGCCUCCCACCGAGGUGGGUGUCCAGCUGGAGCUCAGGCCAGCAUGGGCUUCCACCCUGGGUGCCCCUUCCUGCCCAGAUGCCGCCGAGGUACGAGCCUCACCCCCCGAGUUUUCCCCAACGCUGUUUCUGAUCAAAGCCCCUGUUCUUCCGGUCCUGCUCGGGCUGGGGGCUCCUCAGCCCCUGUGCCACCCUCUUCAGAGUCCAAUCCCCUUCCCAGGGCCCCACGGGGAGCUGGCCCCUGUGCCCACCAUGAGGGGGCCCUUGUCGCCCGGUAGCUGGCGGGCUGGGUGGGAGUGACACGGAGGGAGGGGAGUGGCCAGCCCUGCCUGGCGUGUGGCCUCGUGGGGCUCGCACACAUGUCAGGUGCAAGCACUUUAGCACUGUCUGUUUACACACGAGCUGAUCGCGGACCUAGGCCUGCUGUCCACCCAGCGCACCACGGCUGUGUCUCCCUCCCUGGGUCUGGAGUUUGACUCUGAGGCCUCCUCAUCCCUGGUUCCACGGUCCUCACCGUGCCCAGGCACCCACCGUCACCUCCAGCAUCCUCCUUGCCAGGCACUCGGACCCCAAGCUCUGGCUCUAGCCUGGGGCACAGGGAUUGGAGCCUGCUCUGUGCACGCAGGAGGUGCAACUGCCUGAGGUCCUCCUAACUCCCAGGGCUGGGGGUCUGGGCUGUGGGCAGGGCGCUGAGUCAGGACACCCGCCGCCUGGACACUGCUGCUACUGCCUGUCCUGCCACGGUCAGCCCUCCCCUCACCUGCACGCGUCUCAGGGAGUGCCCGGGACGGCUCAGCCUGGGUCUGGGAGCCUGGCCUCCCCAUAUACCUCGAGCUUGCCCGCGCUCCCUGACCCAGGGCCACCGGCUCCCUACUCCCCAGCCCUGGGCCCAGGAAGAGGGGCCUGUGGCUGGCCAAGUGGCGCCCACCCUCCCCGGUCAGCCCUGCCGAGUGAGCCCCUGCCCGUCCUGGAGCUGAGGGCUCACGCCGUUGGUGCUACACAUGCUAGAAUAGAUAUAUUUAGAGAGAGAGAUAUUUUUAAGAUGAAGCCCACAAUUAGCUGUCCUUUAACGCCACAGAGCCCCCACCCAAAAGAAGAGCGAUCACUGGCGACCUGAGCCGCCCUCUCGGCCCCCGCCUCGCCCAGGGGCAGUAGGGCUGACAGGCGCUCGGCCCGCAGGUUGUGUAAAUACACGGCUGUUUCCUAUUUUACUGUCUCAGAUUUAGUACUUGUAAAUACAUACACACUAAGGAGAGAGUAAACAUUUUUGCUAAA
This is a messenger RNA of Camelus dromedarius (Arabian camel), 9219 nucleotides long. It is a transcript of the gene PLXNA1, whose product is annotated as plexin A1. Lineage: Eukaryota; Metazoa; Chordata; Mammalia; Artiodactyla; Camelidae. Gene Ontology annotation, molecular function: protein binding; semaphorin receptor activity. Gene Ontology annotation, biological process: regulation of GTPase activity; regulation of cell shape; regulation of cell migration. Bases 363 to 6149 code for a protein of 1928 amino acids. The transcript is spliced from 32 exons. Gene Ontology annotation, cellular component: semaphorin receptor complex; plasma membrane. The record is from RefSeq and is a predicted model, not a curated record.